Aspergillus calidoustus is the source of this 882-nucleotide messenger RNA. The record is from the annotation of a GenBank genome assembly. Lineage: Eukaryota; Fungi; Ascomycota; Eurotiomycetes; Eurotiales; Aspergillaceae.
AUGGUUCGUCUUGGAUAUACCUCUGUUGCUGCAGCCCUUGCUGGGCUGAGCGUUGCGGCUCCCGCUCCGCUGGCACGUCGGGAUGUUUCGCCCGAGGUCCUGCAGCAGCUGACACUGUUCGCGGAAUAUGCUGCGGCAUCCUACUGCACCCCAAACAUCGACUCGACUGGCGACAAGGUGACAUGCGCCACCGGAAACUGCCCGACUGUCCAAGCGGCGGACACAACAACAUUGUCUGAGUUCUAUGAGGAGUGCGAGUAUGGCGAUGUUGCGGGAUUUGUGGCCGCCGACACGACCAACAGCGUGAUCGUCGUGUCUUUCCGUGGAAGCCGGACGCUGGACACAUGGAUCGCGAACCUCGACUUUGGCAAGGACCCAGUCGGUCUGUGCAGUGGGUGUGAAGUCCAUGGCGGAUUCUGGAGGUCAUGGGAGGUCGUCGCAGAUGACAUCACCUCUGGCGUCGAGUCUGCUCUCGCUGCCUAUCCCGGAUACACUGUUGUCUUCACAGGCCACAGUUUCGGCGGCGCCAUUGCUACACUUGGUGCGGCGCAGUUGCGUAAUGCGGGGUAUGCCAUUGAGCUCUACCCAUACGGAAGCCCCCGCGUUGGUAACGAGAAACUGGCCCAAUAUAUCACCAACCAGGGGAGCACCUACCGCGUCACACACACCAACGACAUUGUCCCUCGACUUCCGCCAAUGUUGUUCGGCUUCAGCCACACUAGCCCCGAGUAUUGGAUCACUAGCGACAAUGGUGUGACCCCGACCACGGCGGAUGUUCAGGUCAUCGAGGGCGUUGGAUCGAGGGAGGGCAAUGCCGGAGAGAUUAUUCAGUCCACCGAGUCACAUAGCUGGUAUUUCAUUGAUAUUUCCGCGUGUCAGUGA